This is a messenger RNA of Bipolaris maydis ATCC 48331, 1898 nucleotides long. RefSeq lists its product as uncharacterized. The record is from RefSeq and is a predicted model, not a curated record. NCBI's taxonomy places the organism in Eukaryota, Fungi, Ascomycota, Dothideomycetes, Pleosporales, Pleosporaceae. Gene Ontology annotation, cellular component: membrane.
ACGUCAUAGAUUUCAUAUCGUUCAGAAUCGACUCGUCUGACGAGCACCCAUAAUAAAAGCAAUAGCCCAUCGCCAUGCAUUUUCCAAGUGACAACAAGCUUCUUCGUUUCUUGGCAGCCCGCAAUCUUCUCUUGCGCAAAAAAGUCUAAUAUCGGUUGUUGGCUAGUUGCCUUUGUUGUCACCUCUUUACCAUGCCAUCGAUGCGAUUACCACGCGCGUUUCGCCCCCCAGCGCAGAUCAACGCGGAAGAGGGCACAAACGGUCACCCAGAAACCGGGCGCGGAAAAACCGCGCCAACUGAAGUGGAAAAUGAAAAGAAAUCCCAAGAGCCUAACAAGGAGCCGGUAGGCUUCUGGCACCCAGAUCUUCGACAAGUCCGCAAUCGCGCAUUUGCGAAAUGGAUCAUUACAACUGCGUUUCUCAUGGCAUUCAUUCUCGCUGUUCUAUCGAUAUACUGGGGCGUCUUCUUCCAAGUGGAGCAAAGACUCGAUCACUUGCUGGUCUAUGUUGUAGACAUGGAUGGCGCUGCACCCUACGAUAAUACUGGGAAUGCGCCAUUUGUCGGACCGACCAUCACACAACUUGUUCAACAACAGUUAAGUAGUGGCCAGCCAACACUAGGAUGGGGGAUCCGUCCAGCCUCAGACUUCAACAAUGAUCCAAUGCGUGUUCGGGAGGCAGUGUACGAGUGGGAUGCCUGGGCCGCCAUUAUCAUCAAUCCGAAUGCUAGCGCUCUGCUGUACUCUGCCAUUGCGAACGGAAACUCAUCUUACGAACCCCUUGGAGCUUGCCAAUUGAUCUACCAGGAUUCGAGAGACGACACGAACUGGUACGAUUUCAUGCUGCCACUCAUCAGUGCCUUCAUGACGGAAGCGCAGAGCAUGGUCGGCAGACAGUGGGCGCAGAUGGUACUUCAAAACGCCAGCGACUCAUCUAUCCUAUCGAACAUGCAAAGCGUGCCGCAAGCAAUCAACCCUGCAAUCGGAUUUUCUGAAUUCAAUCUUAGGCCCUUUUUCCCUUAUACUAGCAUCCCUGCUGUUUCUAUAGGACUCAUUUACCUCAUCAUCAUAUCCUUCUUCAGCUUUUCCUUCUACAUGCCCAUCCACAUGCAAUACGUCACGCCUACUAACCACCCGCCGCUGAAAUUCUUCCAGCUAAUUAUCUGGCGCUGGUGUGCUACUAUCUCGGCGUACUUCAUGCUCUCCCUCGCUUAUUCGUUCGUCAGCAUGGCUUUUCAAAUCAAUUUUUUCCACACCAACUCGAUAACUAGUCAUACACAGGCUACCGUCGAGAGCGAAGGCAACCCAGUUGCUUUUGGACACGCAACGUUCGUUGUGUACUGGAUGCUGAACUUUCUCGGUAUGAUUGCGCUGGGUCUGGCGUGUGAGAAUGUUGCUAUGGUUGUGGGUAUGCCGUGGAUGGGCCUAUUCCUGAUCUUCUGGGUUAUCACGAAUGUUUCUACUUCGUUCUACGACAUUGAGAUUGCGCCGGCAUUUUAUAGGUGGGGAUAUGUGUGGCCGCUGCAUUCAAUUGUCGAAGGAAGUCGCUCGAUUCUGUUCGACCUACACUCGCGUCUUGGUCUGGACUUUGGCAUUCUAAUCGCAUGGGGAGCAGUGAAUACAUUGUUUUUUCCUUUCUGCUGUUAUUUCAUGCGAUGGAAAAAUCAGAAGGGAAUACAUGAGUACUGGCCUUUGGACUAAAAAUGGGUUGAGAAAGCCCAGCGAUCUUGAGCAAUUGCUUGCUGGACUAUGAAAUAACAGCUCUUCAUUUUUAUGUAAUACCAUGCACAUUUUUGUAUCGUCCAGGUUCCAUGAUUAGCGCAAUUAUGACCAUCACGAAUUUUCUAGUAAUUGGAAGAUCUCGACGACUCUAAUAUCUCUUGAACAGCCACCAUGAAU